AUGCUGCUGCCUGCCCUCCUCUAUGGGGUGGUGUGGGCACUGGCCGAUGGGCGGUGGUGUGAGUGGACAGAGACAAUCCACGUGGAAGAGGAAGUAGCCCCUCGCCAGGAGGACCUGGUGCCCUGCACCAGUCUCUACCAUUACAGUCGCCUGGGCUGGCAGCCGGCCCUGCCCUGGAAUGGCCGUGCAGGGCUCACAGGGCCACCAGUGCCUGGACUCUGUCCCAUCUACAAGCCCCCAGAAACCCGGCCUGCCAUGUGGAACCGGACAGUGAGGGCAUGCUGCCCAGGCUGGGGCGGCACCCACUGCACUGAGGCUCUCGCCAAAGCCGGCCCUGCCAGCCACUGCUUUGCCACCUGGUAUUGCCAGCUGCAGGCAGGCUCAGUUAAUGCCUCAGCAGGCAGCCUGGAGGAGUGCUGCUCCCAGCCCUGGGGACACAGCUGGUGGAAUAGCAGCUCCCAGGCCUGCCUCAGCUGUUCCAACCAGCGCCUCCCAGGCAACACCUCUUCCCCGGCCCUCCUGCAGCCCCUGGCAGGGGCUGUGGGCCAGCUCUGGAGCCAGCGCCAGCGUCCCUCAGCCACCUGUGCCACCUGGUCUGGCUUCCACUACCGCACCUUUGAUGGGCGCCACUACCACUUCCUGGGCCGCUGCACCUACCUGCUGGCAGGAGUGGCUGAUUCCACCUGGGCUGUCCACCUGCGGCCUGGGGGCCACUGUCCCCAGCCUGGGAACUGUCAUUCGGUUCGUGUGGCAAUGGGCCCCGAGGAGGUACUGGUCCAGGGUGGCCAUGUCUCUGUGAAUGGGCAGCUGGUCCCCGAGGGGGAGUCUCGGCUGCUCCACGGGUUGAGCCUGCAGUGGCAGGGGGACUGGCUGGUGCUGUCAGGGGGCCUAGGAGUCGUUGUGCGGCUGGACAGGUCCAGCGCAGUCUCCAUCUCGGUGGACCAUGAGCUCUGGGGACUGACACAGGGCCUCUGUGGGCUCUACAAUGGCCGGCCUGAGGAUGACUUUGUAGAACCAGGUGGGGAACUGGCCAUGUUAGCUGCCACCUUUGGGAAUUCCUGGAGGCUCCUUGACUCUGAGCCUGGGUGUCUGGAUGCAGUGGAGGUGGCCCAGGGCUGUGAGGGCCUCCUGGGGGACACAGGGGCAGGAGUUGAACCUGGCCGACUGCGAGCAGAAGCCCAGGACGUGUGCCACCAACUGCUGGACAAUCCAUUCCGGCAGUGCCAUGCCCAGGUUCCCCCAGAUGAGUACCACGAGGCCUGCCUCAUCACCUACUGUGCAGGGGCCAUGGCAGGCAGCAGUCGGGAGGAGCUGCGGCAGGCCGUGUGCACCACGUUCACCAUCUACGCCCAGACCUGUGCCAAGCAGCGUGUCCAUGUGCACUGGCGGAAGCCUGGCUUCUGUGAGCGCCUGUGCCCUGGGGGCCAGCUCUACUCGGACUGCGUCUCCUCCUGCCCACGCAGCUGCUCAGCAGUGGGUGAGGCCGAGGAGCCGUCCUGCCGAGAAGAGUGUGUGAGUGGCUGUGAGUGCCCGGCCGGCCUCUUCUGGGAUGGCGCCCUCUGUGUGCCCGUUGCCCGAUGCCCCUGCUACCACCGGCGCCAGCGCUAUGCCCCUGGUGACACUGUGCACCAGCUGUGUAACCCGUGCGUGUGCCAGGAUGGCCUCUGGCACUGUGCCCAGGCCCGGUGCCCUGCUGAGUGUGCAGUGGGCGGGGACGGCCACUACCUCACUUUUGAUGGGCGGAGCUUCUCCUUCCGAGGCAGCCAGGGUUGCCGCUACAACUUGGUGCAGGACUACACGAAGGGGCAGCUGCUGAUCACGCUGGAGCACGGGGCCUGCGACUCUGGCAGCUGCCUCCACGCCCUCUCUGUCUCUCUGGGAGAUACCCACAUCCAGCUCAGGGACUCAGGAGCUGUCCUGGUUGAUGGUGAGGAUGUACACUUGCCCUGGAUUGGUGCUAGAGGGCUCAGCAUCUUCCAUGCCUCCUCUACCUUCCUGCUGCUGCGCUGGCCAGGGGCCCGACUCCUCUGGGGGCUAUCUGACCCGGCAGCCUACAUCACCUUGGACCCUCGGCUUGCCCAUCAGGUGCAGGGCCUGUGUGGCACCUUCACCUGGAACCAGUGGGAUGAUUUCCUGACACCAGCAGGGGACGUGGAGACCAGCGUUGCUGCCUUCACUAGCAAGUUCCAGGUGCUGGGCAAGGAAAGCUGUCCCCCAGGGGACAGUGCCCCCCUCUCUCCCUGCAGCAUCCACUCCCAGCACCACAUUUUUGCAGAGGCAGCCUGUGCCAUCCUGCAAGGCUCAACCUUUCAGGAGUGCCAUGGGCUGGUGGACAGGGAGCCAUUCCGGCUGCGCUGCCUGGCAGCCGUGUGUGGCUGUGCCACCGGCAGGGACUGCCUGUGCCCAGUGCUUUCCGCCUAUGCGCGCCGCUGUGCCCAGGAGGGGGCCCCGCCUCUCUGGAGGAACGAAACCCUCUGCCCUGUGCUGUGUCCUGGAGGCCAGGAGUACCAGGAGUGUGCCCCGGUGUGUGGUCUGCACUGCGGACAGCCAGAAGACUGCGGGGAGCUGGGUGGCUGUGUGGCUGGUUGUAACUGCCCCCCAGGGCUGCUAUGGGACCCCGAGGGCCAGUGUGUGCCCCCCAGCCUUUGCUCCUGCCAGCUUGGAGCCCACCGCUAUGCACCUGGCAGUGCCAUCACAAAGAACUGCAACCGCUGUGUCUGCCAGGACAGGGGUCUCUGGAACUGCACAGCUCACCGCUGCCCCCCACAGCGGACAUUCUGCCCCCGGGAGCUUGUCUAUGCCCCUGGUGCCUGCCUCCUCACCUGCGACAACCUCAGCGCCAACCUCUCCUGCCCCACGGGUGGCACUGACAGCUGUGUCUGUCCCCCAGGCACCGUGCUGCUGGAGGAGCGCUGUGUGCCUCCUGACCUCUGUCCCUGCCGUCACAAUGGGCAGUGGUACCCACCCAACGCCACCAUCCAGGAAGACUGCAAUGUUUGCGUGUGCCUGGACCGGCAGUGGCACUGCACAAAGCAUCAGUGCAGUGGUCGGUGCCAGGCAUCCGGCGGCCCCCACUAUGUGACCUUUGAUGGACUGGCUCUCACCUUCCCUGGGGCCUGUGAGUACCUGCUGGUGCGAGAGGCCAGCGGCCACUUCAGCGUCUCUGCCCAGAACCUGCCCUGCGGGGCCAGUGGCCUCACCUGCACCAAGGCACUGGCUGUGCGUCUGGAGACCACUGUCGUGCACCUGCUCAGAGGCCAGGCGGUGAUGGUGAAUGGGGUGAGCAUUACACCCCCCAAGGUGUACACAGGCCCUGGGCUGAGCCUGCGCCGAGCCGGCCUCUUCCUGCUGCUGACAACCCGCCUGGGCCUCACCCUGCUCUGGGAUGGAGGCACCCGGGUCCUGGUGCAGCUCUCUCCCCAGUUCCAUGGCCGUGUGGCUGGGUUGUGUGGAGACUUUGACGGAGAUGCCAGUAAUGACCUGCGGAGCCGCCAGGGAGUCCUGGAGCCCACAGCUGAGCUAGCUGCCCACUCCUGGCGCCUCAGUCCCCUCUGUCCUGAGCCAGGAGACCUGCCGCACCCCUGCACUGUGAACACCCACCGGGCCGGCUGGGCUCGGGCCCGCUGCGGGGUGAUGCUGCAGCCACUUUUUGCCCAGUGCCACUCCACAGUGGCCCCACAGCAGCACUACGAGUGGUGUGUUUACGAUGCCUGCGGCUGCGAUUCGGGAGGUGACUGUGAGUGCCUCUGCUCUGCCAUCGCCACCUACGCAGACGAGUGUGCCCGGCACGGCCACCAUGUGCGCUGGCGCAGUCAGGAGCUGUGCCCCUUGCAGUGUGAAGGCGGACAGGUGUAUGAGGCCUGUGGGCCCACAUGUCCCCCAACCUGCCAUGACCACCAGUCUGUGCCUGAGUGGCACUGCCGGGCAGUUGCCUGUGUGGAGGGCUGCUUCUGCCCCGAGGGGACCCUGCUGCAUGGAGGAAGCUGCGUGGAGCCGGCUGCCUGCCCCUGUGAGUGGCGUGGCAGCUCCUUCCCGCCGGGGACUGUGCUGCAGAAGGACUGUGAGAACUGUACGUGCCAGGAAAGCCAGUGGCACUGUGGCAGUGACGGUACCCACUGUGAGGAGGUGGUGCCUGGCUGUGCAGAGGGAGAGGCCCUGUGCCAGGAGAGCGGGCACUGUGUGCCCCAUGAGUGGCUUUGUGACAACCAGGAUGACUGUGGCGAUGGUUCAGACGAGGAGGGCUGUGCCACCCCAGGCUGUGGUGAGGGGCAGAUGUCCUGCAGCUCUGGCCACUGCCUGCCCCUGGCCCUGCUCUGUGAUGGGCAGGAUGAUUGUGGAGAUGGCAUGGAUGAGCAAGGCUGCCCGUGCCCACCAGACUCAUUGGCCUGUGCUGAUGGGCACUGCCUGCCCCCCGCCCUGCUGUGCGACGGGCACCCUGACUGCCCAGAUGCUGCUGAUGAAGAGUCCUGUCUAGGGCAGGUGGACUGCGUGCCUGGGGAGGUGUUCUGUGCUGAUGGUACCUGUGUGCGGGCCUUCCAGCUCUGUGACGGAGCCUGGGACUGCCCUGAUGGCGCGGAUGAGGGGCCUGGGCAUUGCCCCCUGCCCUCUCUGCCCGUGCCCCCCGCUGGCACCUUGCCUGGCCCAUCCACUGGCUCCGUGGACACUGCACCAAGUCCCUCCGCCAGCAGCGGCGCUGCGCCUCCCUGCGGCCCCUGGGAGUUCCCGUGCGGCAGCGGCGAGUGCACACCGCGGGGCUGGCGCUGCGACGCCGAGGAGGACUGCACCGACGGCAGUGACGAGCGCGGCUGCGGCCGGCCCUGUGCGCCGCACCACGUGCCCUGCGCCAGCGGCCCGCACUGCGUGGCCCCGGGGCAGUUCUGCGAUGGCGUGCGGCAGUGCCCCGAUGGCUUGGACGAGGCUCCCGACGCCUGCGAGAGGCUGCCAGCCCCAGGAGGCCCCAACAGGACAGGGGACCCCUGCCCAGAAUACACCUGCCCAAAUGGAGUCUGCAUUGGUUUCCAGCUGGUGUGUGAUGGGCAACCCGACUGCACGUUGGCAGGGGAGGCAGGGCCCUCCCCAGAAGAACAGGGUUGCGGGGCCUGGAGCCCCUGGAGCCCGUGGAGCCCGUGCAGCCAGACCUGCGGGCCUGGGGUGCAGGGCCGGAGCCGCCGCUGCUCCCCGCCCAGUGUUCCGGUGCUACAGUACUGCCCAGGCCCCGAGCACCAGUCUCAGGCCUGCUUCACUGUGGCCUGCCCAGUGGACGGUGAGUGGAGCUCCUGGUCUCCCUGGUCUGUGUGCUCUGACCCAUGCCAAGGGACUGUGACACGGCAGCGCCACUGCCACCCGCCCCAGAAUGGAGGCCAGGCCUGUGCCUUGCUGCCUGGAGGCCCUCACAGCACCCGCCAAACUAAGCCCUGCUCCCAGGAUGGCUGCCCCAAUGCCACCUGCUCGGGGGAGCUAGUGUUCUGGCCCUGUGCCCCCUGCCCUCUGACCUGUGAUGACAUCUCUGUCCAGGCCAGGUGCCCACCUGACCAUUCCUGCAGCAGCCCAGGCUGCUGGUGCCCAGAAGGUCAGGUGCUGGGCAGCGAGGGGCGGUGUGUGUGGCCUCGGCAGUGCCCCUGCCUGGUGGAUGGUGCCCGCUACUGGCCUGGGCAGCGCAUCAAGACCAACUGCCGACUCUGUGUCUGCCAAGAUGGGAGGCCGCGACGCUGCCGGCCCAACCCAGACUGUGCAGUGAGCUGUGGUUGGUCAUCUUGGUCCCCCUGGGCCGAGUGCCUGGGCCCUUGCGGGAGCCAGAGCAUCCAAUGGUCCUUCCGGAGUCCCAACAACCCCCGCCUCGUGGGCCAAGGUCACCAAUGCCGUGGCAUCCACCGCAAGGCCCGCAGGUGCCAGACAGAGCUGUGCGAGGGCUGUGAGCAGAGGGGCCGGGCCCGCCGUGUUGGGGAGCGCUGGCGUGGGGGCCCCUGCCUUGUGUGCCAGUGUCUGCACAACCACACUGCACACUGCUCCCCCUACUGCCCACUGGGCAGCUGCCCCAAGGGCUGGGUCCUAGUGGAAGGUGUGGGAGAAUCGUGCUGUCACUGUGCCCUGCCUGGAGAAAACCACACAGUGUCUCCAGUGACCACUCCUGCCCAAGCUCCAGAGCCCAGUCCCCAGAUUGGACCCCGUCUGACCACCUACAUUCUGCCUUCACUGGGCGACCCCUGCUACGCUCCCCUGCACCUGCCCCAGCUGCCCGAGGAGGGCCUACACGCAUUGCCCCAGCAGCUGGAGCACCUCCUGGGGGCUCCCACCAGGGUUCCCCACCCUCAGACAUGGAGCCCUGGAGAACACUACCUGCAGCUGGACCUGCUGCAGCCCCGAAACCUAACUGGCAUCAUCAUGCAGGGCGCUCGUCCCUCCAGUGCUUACGUCACCAGCUUCUCCCUCCAGUUCAGCAUUGAUGGUCUGCACUGGCAUGACUAUCACGACAUCCUGCCGGGCACCCUGCCUCCACCCAAGCUUGUCCCUGAAAGUCAGGGUGGCGAGGCCCCCGAGGUGUGGACAUUUGGCCAGAUGGUGCAGGCGAGGUACAUCCGCGUGUGGCCCCGUGAUGUCCCCCACAACGACGUUCGGCGCAGCGUCUUCCUGUGGGCUGAGCUGCUGGGCUUGUCCCCGCCAGUGUCCCCAUGCCCAGGCGCCAGGCACCGCUGUGAGAAUGGUGAGUGUGUCCCAACGGGAGGUGUGUGCGAUGGUGUUGCAGACUGCACAGACAGCUCUGAUGAGGAAGGCUGCUGGCCUCUGCCUGCAGGCACUGGCAGAGUCCAUUCCACAGCCAAGACCCCAGCCCUCUCCACGCAGUCAGGACAGCUGUCACACCCCCAGCCUGGGGAGGGACUGGCAGAGACUAGACGCUGGCCUGCCCAGCAGGGGUCACUCAUGCCCCCUACAGGCCAGAACGUCACUCCGUGCAGCCCUGGCCAGAUGCCCUGUGAGGUCCUGGGCUGCGUGGAGCCCAAGCAGCUGUGUGACGGGACGGAGGAUUGCCUCGAUGGCUCUGACGAGAGGCGCUGUGCAAGCCCACUGCCCUUCACGGUGCCCACCACGGCCCUGCCUGGCUUGCCGGCCUCCCAAGCCCUCUGCUCCCCAAGGCAAGUGAUCUGUGGCAGCGGGGAGUGCCUGCCUGCUGAGCGGCAAUGUGACCUGAAGCCCGACUGCCAGGAUGGCUCAGAUGAGGACGGCUGUGUGGACUGCGUGCUGGCUCCCUGGUCUGGCUGGAGCAGUUGCAGCCACAGCUGCGGCCUGGGCCUCGCCUUCCAGCGCCGAGAUCUGCUGCGGCCUCCCCUGCCUGGGGGCAACUGCCUGCUGGAGCGACUCCGCAGCCAGUCCUGCUUCCUGCAGGCCUGCCCAGUGCCUGGGGCAUGGGCCGAGUGGGAGGCCUGGGGACCCUGCAGCGUCUCCUGUGGGGGUGGUCAUCGGAGUCGCCGGAGGAGCUGUGUGGACCCCCCACCCAAGAAUGGCGGUGCCCCCUGCCCAGGGACCUCCCAGCAGAGGGUGCCUUGCCACUUGCAGCCCUGCACAGGCGGCACAGACUGCGGGCUGGGCCGUGUGCAUGUGAGCGCGGAGCUGUGCCAGCAGGGCCUGGUGCCCCCAUGCCCACCCACCUGCCUGGAUCCUGAAGCCAACAGCAGCUGCAGUGGGCUCUGUGUGGAGGGAUGCCGUUGCCCCCCUGGGCUCCUCCUCCUCGACAGCCGCUGCCUGCCCCUCUCUGAGUGCCCCUGCCUCGUGGGCGAGGAGCUGAAGCAGCCGGGGGUGUCCUUCCUCCUGGACAACUGCAGCCACUGCGUGUGUGAGCGGGGGUCGCUGCUGUGUGAGCCAGGGGGCUGUCCCCAGCCCUGUGGCUGGUCAGCCUGGUCCUCCUGGGCUCCCUGUGACCACUCCUGUGGCUCUGGAAUGAGGGCCAGGUUCAGGUCUCCCUCCAACCCUCCGGCGGCCUAUGGGGGUGCCCCAUGUGAAGGUGAUACGCGGGAGCUGCAGGUUUGCCACACGGAGUGUGGUACAGAGGCGCCGGGCUGGACAGCCUGGACAUCCUGGACCACCUGCUCUCAAAGUUGCCUUGUCCCUGGAGGGGGCCCAGGCUGGCGCCGCCGUGCCCGGCUCUGCCCCGACUCUGGAGCCAUACCCUGCCCUGGAGAGUCCACCCAGGAGGAGCCCUGCAGCCCCCCUGUGUGCCCAGUGCCGGCCGGCUGGGGUUUGUGGACUCCCUGGUCAGCUUGUUCAGCCCCCUGUGAUGGAGGUUUCCAGACUCGGGGACGGAACUGCUCUGGCUCAGCUCCUGGGGACACAGCCUGCCAGGGGCCCCACAGUCAGACCAGCGAUUGCAACACACAGCCCUGCACAGCCCAGUGCCCAGGGGACAUGGUGUUCCGCUCGGAGGAGCAGUGUCAGCAGGAGGGUGGCCCGUGCACUCGGCUGUGCCUGGCACAGAGCCCCGGGGUGGAGUGCAUGGGAUCCUGUGUCCCUGGCUGUGCCUGCCCCCCUGGUCUCUUCCUGCACAACACUAGCUGCCUACCCCGUGGCCAGUGCCCCUGCCAGCUGCACGGGCAGCUCUACACACCAGGAGCAGUGGCCCGCCUGGACCCCUGCAAUAACUGCACCUGUAUCUCUGGCAAGAUGAUAUGCACCUCGGAGCUCUGCCCAGUGGACUGUGGCUGGAGUCCCUGGACCCCAUGGAGCCUCUGUAGCCGCAGCUGCAACGUGGGCAUUCGGCGCCGCUUCCGGGCGGGCACUGCACCCCCAGCAGCCUUUGGAGGUGCUGAGUGCCAGGGCCCCAACAUGGAGGCUGAAUUCUGUAGCCUGCAGCCAUGCCGAGGUCCGAGUGGGGAGUGGGGCCCCUGGACCCCGUGCUCCGUGCCCUGUGGAGGUGGCUACAGGAACCGCACCCAAGGCAGUGGCCCACACAGCCCUAUGGAGUUCUCUACCUGUGGUCUACAGCCCUGUGCCGGGCCAGCACCGGGCAUGUGUCCCAGGGACAAGCGGUGGCUGGACUGUGCCCAGGGCCCUGCCUCCUGUGCAGAGCUCAGUGCCCUGAGAGGCGCCAACCAGACCUGCCACCCUGGCUGUUACUGCCCACCAGGGAUGCUCCUGCUGAACAAUGUGUGUGUGCCCGCCCAGGACUGCCCCUGUGCCCAUGGGGGGCACCUCCACGCCCCUGGCAGUGUUGUGCUCCGCCCCUGUGAAAACUGCUCCUGUGUGGCUGGGCUCAUCACCAACUGCAGCUCCUGGCCUUGUGAACAGGGUCAACCCACAUGGUCACCCUGGACCCCGUGGAGCAUGUGCUCAGCCUCCUGUGGCCCUGCCCGCCGCCAUCGGCACCGCUUCUGUGCCAGGACCCCCACCGUGGUGCUGAGCACCAUGGCCCCACUGCCCCCACCAGCCACCCCCACAUCUUUCUGCCCAGGCCCAGAGGCUGAGGAAGAGCCUUGCCUCCUGCCCCCGUGCGACCGAGCUGGGGGCUGGGGUCAUUGGGGGCCCUGGUCCAGCUGUAGCCGGAGCUGUGGGGGAGGCCUGCGCAGCCGGACCCGGGCCUGUGACCAGCCUGCACCCCAGGGCCUGGGGGACUAUUGUGAGGGGCCUCAGGCCCAGGGAGAAGCCUGCCAGGCUUGGCCAUGCCCAGUGACCAACUGCACCACCAUUGAAGGCACAGAGUACAGCACCUGUGGCCCUCCCUGCCCUCGCUCCUGUGAUGACCUAGUGCACUGCGUGUGGCGCUGCCAGCCCGGCUGCUACUGCCCACCAGGCCAAGUGCUGAGUGCUGACGGUGUCAUCUGUGUGCAUCCUGAUCACUGCAGCUGCCUGGACCUGCUGACCGGGCAGCGGCACCGUCCAGGCGCUCAGCUGCUGAGGCCAGAUGGCUGCAACCACUGCACCUGCAUGGAGGGGAGGCUGAACUGCACAGACCUGCCUUGCCCAGUGCCUGGAGCCUGGUGCCCAUGGUCGGAGUGGACAGCCUGCUCCCAGCCCUGCAGGGGCGAGAUGAGGACCCGUUCCCGGGCCUGCACCUGCCCUGCACCUCAGCAUGGGGGCGCCUCAUGCCCCGGGGAGGCUGAGGCUCAGCAUCAGAGGGAGGCCUGUCCCAGCCCUGCCACCUGCCCAGUGGAUGGAGCCUGGAGUCCGUGGGAGCCAUGGUCUCCCUGUGACACAUGCCUGGGACUGUCCCACCGGAGUCGGGCCUGCAGCCGGCCCCCCACCUCUGAGGGAGGCAGGCCCUGCCUGGGGGCCCACGUGCAGAGUCGCCCUUGUCAGGACAAUGCCACACAGUGCACAGACUGUGGGGGUGGCCUGGCUCUGCUCCCCUGUGGGCGGCCCUGCCCCCGCUCCUGCCAGGACCUGUCCCCUGGGAGUGUGUGCCAGCCAGGCUCAACCGGUUGCCAGCCCAACUGCGGGUGCCCCCUGGGCCAGCUCUUCCAGGACGGGCUCUGCGUGCACCCAGCCCGCUGCCGCUGCCAGUACCAACCUGGAGCCAUGGGGAUCCCUGGGAACCGGAGUCGUUCAGCAGGGUCCGGGCUCAGUUCUUGGGAGAGCCUGGAACCUGGAGAAGUGGUGACUGGGCCGUGUGACAACUGCACCUGCGUGGCAGGCAACCUGCAGUGCCAGGAGGUGCCCAGCUGCCCUGGCCUGGGAGUGUGGGACUCCUGGGGCCCCUGGGAGGAUUGCAGUGUCUCCUGCGGCGGAGGAGAGCAGCUGCGCUCCCGGCACUGUCCCCGACCCCCCUGCCCGGGGAACGCCCGCCAGAGCCGUACUUGCCACACCCAGGUGUGCAGAGGCUGCCCGGCCGGCCGCCUGUACCGUGAGUGCCAGCCCGGUGAGGGCUGCCCCUUCUCCUGUGCCCACGUCAUGGGGCAAGUGGACUGCUUCUCCGACAGCUGCGAGGAAGGCUGCCACUGCCCCCAGGGCGCCUUCCAGCACCAGCUGGCCUGCGUGCAGGAGUGCCCCUGUGUGCUGACAGCGUGGCUGCUGCAGGAGCUGGGAGCCACAGGCACUCAGCCUGGGGACCACCUGCCCUUUCUGGGAGAGAAGGCUCAGCCCCUUGGGCCUGGGGAUGAGCUGGGCUCAGGCCAGAUGCUUCGGAUAGGCUGUGGAAACUGCUCCUGUGCACACGGGAAGCUGUCCUGCUCCACGGAGGACUGCCCUCAGGCCCGUGGUGGUUUUGGUCCCUGGAGCCCCUGGGGCCAAUGCUCCCGCUCCUGUGGCGGGCUGGGCACCCGUACACGCAGCCGCCAGUGUGUGCGUCCCCUGCACCCUCCUGGUGGCCAGGGCUGCCUUGGGCGCCACCAGGACCUGGAGUACUGCCCCAGCCCGGACUGCCCUGGGGCUGAAGGGUCCACAGUGGUGCCAGUGACGGGCCUUCCAGGUGGCUGGGGCCCAUGGUCCCCGUGGUCCCCGUGCUCCCGCAGCUGCACAGACCCCACUCACCCUGCGUGGCGCAGCCGCAGCCGCCUCUGCCUUGCUAACUGCACUGUGGGGGACCCCACGCAGGAGCGCCCCUGCAACCUGCCUUCGUGCACAGAGCCGCUGCCCCUGUGCUCCGGUCCUGGCUGUGUGCCUGGGAACUGCUCCUGGGCAGCCUGGGGCCCCUGGGCACCUUGCUCGCGCAGCUGUGGGGUGGGCCAGCAGCGCCGCCUGCGGGCAUACCAUCCCCCUGGGCCCGGCGGCCACUGGUGUCCCGACAUCCUUACCGCUUACCAGGAGCGCCGCUUCUGCAACCUGCAUGCCUGCCCAGUGCCCGGGGGCUGGUCACGCUGGAGCCCCUGGUCCUGGUGUGACCGGAGCUGUGGGGGAGGCCAGUCCCUGAGGAGCCGCAGCUGCUCGAGCCCCCCACCCAAGAAUGGGGGUACCCCCUGUGCUGGGGAGAGGCACCACGUCCGGCUCUGCAACCCCAUGCCCUGUGAGGAAGGCUGCCCAGCGGGCAUGGAGCUGGUCACCUGCGCCAACCGCUGUCCCCGCCGCUGCUCGGACCUCCAGGAUGGAGUUGUGUGUCAGGGAGACCAGGCGUGCCAGUCGGGCUGCCGUUGCUCUGAGGGGUCCCUGGAGCAGGAUGGCGGCUGCGUGCCAAUCGGGCACUGCGAGUGCACAGAUGCCCAAGGCCACAGCUGGGCCCCGGGGAGCCAGCACCAGGAGGCCUGCAACAACUGCUCCUGCUGGGCCGGCCACCUCUCCUGCACGGCGCAGCCCUGCCCGCCUCCCACUCACUGCACCUGGAGCCGCUGGUCAGCCUGGAGUCCCUGCAGCCACUCGUGUGGGCCUCACGGGCAGCAGAGCCGCUUCCGGUCCUCCACAUCAGGUUCCUGGGCCCCGGAGUGUCAGGAGGAGCAAUCACAGAGCCAGCCCUGCCCUCAGGCCCCAUGCCCACCUCUGUGCCUGCAUGGCACCCGCCCCCAAGCCCUAGGGGACAGCUGGCUGCAGGGCGAGUGCCAGCAGUGCUCCUGCACCCCGGAGGGCGUGGUCUGCAAAGAAGACACCAAGUGUGCAGUGCCUGGGACCUGGACCAUGUGGUCCCCCUGGUCCGACUGCCCCGUCUCCUGUGGAGGUGGAAACCAGGUUCGCAACCGAUCCUGUACGGGCCCGACCCCCAGCCCCGGGGGAACCCCGUGCCGUGGCCCCAACACCCAGACACAACACUGCGGGCAGCAGCCUUGCCUGGACCUGCUGGAGGCCUGCUCCUGGGGCCCGUGGGGGCCCUGUUCCCAAAGCUGUGGCCCAGGCCUGGCCUCCCGCCCUGGGUCCUGCCCCUGCCUGCUGGCCGAGGCAGACCCUGCCUGCAAUGGCACCUUUGCCCACCUGGACACCCGAGCCUGCUACCUGGGGCCCUGCCUGGAGCAGUGCGUGUGGAGCAGCUGGAGCAGCUGGACACGCUGCUCAUGCCAGGUACUGGUGCAGCAGCGCUACCGACACCAGAGCCCCGCCUCUGGAGACGCUGGGGCAGGGGCCACCUGCACACGUCUGGAUGGCCACUUCCGGCCUUGUCUCACCAGCAACUGCUCAGAGAACAGCUGCACACCUCCCUUCAAGUUCCAGCCCUGUGGCUUCCCCUGUGCUGGGCUCUGUGCCACACACCUGAGCCAUCAUCUCUGCCAGGACCUGCCGCCCUGCCAGCCUGGCUGCUAUUGCCCCAAGGGGCUGCUGGAGCAAGCGGGGGGCUGCAUCCCCCCAGAGGAGUGUAACUGCCAGCACACCUCAGAAGAGGGAGCCAGGUUGACCCUGGCCCCCGGGGACCACCUGCGACUGGGCUGUAAGGAGUGUGAAUGCCAGCAUGGGGAGCUUCAGUGCAGCAGCCAGGGCUGUCAAGGUCUUCUGCCUCUGAGUGGCUGGUCGGAGUGGUCACCCUGUGGGCCCUGCCUGCCCUCCAGCAUCCUGGCCCCCUCCUCUAGAACCACCCUGGAAGGGCACUGGGCGCUGGACCCAGCCAGUCUCUCCCCAGCCUCGGCUCCCAUGCUGGCUUCGGAGCAGCACCGCCACCGCCUCUGUCUGGACCCUGAGACAGGGAGACCCUGGGCCGGAGCCCCAGACCUCUGCACCGCCCCCCUCAGCCAGCACCGCCUCUGUCCUGACCCUGCGGUCUGCCGCGAUUCCUGCCUGUGGGGUCCGUGGGGGCCCUGGAGCCCUUGCCAGGUGCCCUGCAGUGGGGGAUUCCGGCUGCGCUGGAGAGAGGCAAGGGGCCCCCCUGGAGGAGGCUGUCAGGGGCCAUGGGCUCAGACUGAGAGCUGCAACAUGGGGUCUUGCCCAGGGGAGAGCUGUGAGGCCCGGAACACUGUGGCCACCCUUGACUGUGCCAACCGGUGCCCUCGCAGCUGUGUCGAUCUGUGGGACCGUGUGCAGUGCCUGCAGGGACCCUGCCGCCCAGGCUGCCGCUGUCCCCCUGGUCAGCUGGUGCAGGAUGGGCACUGCGUGCCCAUCUCCUCUUGUCGCUGUGGCCUUCCCAGUGCCAACGCCUCAAGGGAGCUGGUCCCAGCCGAGGUGGUGCAGCUGGACUGCCAGAACUGCACCUGUGUCAAUGGGUCCCUGGUGUGCCCACACCAAACAUGUCCAGUGCUGGGGCCUUGGUCAGCCUGGAGCGCGUGCUCAGCUCCCUGUGCUGGGGGCACGAUGAAGCGCCAUCGGAGCUGCCAGGAGCGCCCUGGAGGGGCACCAUGCCAGGCCCAGGACACAGAGCAAUGGCAGGCGUGCAGCCCGCAGCCUUGCCCUGAGUGCCCCCCUGGCCAGGUGCUCACGUCCUGUGCCACCUUGUGUCCACACCUCUGCUCCCACCUGCAGCCUGGCACCGUCUGUGUGCAGGAACCCUGCCAGCCUGGCUGUGGCUGCCCUAGUGGGCAGCUGCUGCACAACGGCACGUGUGUGCUGCCCGCUGCCUGCCCCUGCCCCCAGCUCACUCUGCCCUGGGGCCUCAACUUGACCCUUGAAGAGCAGGCCCGGGAGCUGCCCCCAGGGACCGUGCUCACCCAGAACUGCACCCGCUGUGUCUGCCAAGGUGGCGCCUUCAGCUGCUCCCUCACCGACUGUCAGGUGUGCCCCCCAGGGGAAAUAUGGCAACAGGUGGCCGCCGGGGAGCUCGGGCCCUGCGAGCAGACAUGCCAGGAGACAAACACCACAGAGGCUCUGAGCAACUGCAGUGCCUCACAGGACCCCAGCUGUGUGUGCCAGCGAGGGCACUUCCGCAGCCUGGCGGGCCCCUGCGUCCCUGCAGACCUCUGCGAGUGCUGGCACCAUGGGCAUCCCCACUUGCCCGGAUCCAAAUGGCAGGAGGCCUGUGAGAGCUGCCACUGCCUUAAUGGCAGGAGUGUCUGCACCCGGCACUGUCCCCUCCUCACCUGUGCUCAGGGCGAGGUGAAGGUGCAGGAACCGGGGAGCUGUUGUCCCACGUGCCGCCUGGAGGCUCUGGCACCCUGCCGGCACCUCACGGAGCUUCGAAACCUCAGCAAGGGCCCCUGCCACCUGGAUCAGGUAGAAGUGAGCUACUGCAGUGGGCACUGCCCAUCCAGCACCAAUGUCAUGCCUGAGGAGCCCUACCUGCAGAGCCAGUGCGACUGCUGUAGCUACCGCCUGGACCCCGAGAGCCCGGUGCGGAUCCUGAACCUGCGCUGUCCAGGAGGCCGAUCUGAGCCAGUGGUGCUGCCGGUCAUCCAGGGCUGCCAGUGCAGCGCCUGCCAGGGAGGUGACUUCUCAAAGCGCUGACAGGCCCCUACUCAAUGAGUCUACUGCCACUCUUGUCAUCUGGGGAUUCUGAGGCCCUGGCCACCUCCUCCCGGGCCUGCCCACCUACCCCUGACCAAGAA
Messenger RNA from Lepus europaeus (European hare), 15311 nucleotides. RefSeq names its product SCO-spondin-like. NCBI's taxonomy places the organism in Eukaryota, Metazoa, Chordata, Mammalia, Lagomorpha, Leporidae. Gene Ontology annotation, cellular component: extracellular matrix. Gene Ontology annotation, molecular function: protein binding. Bases 1 to 15210 code for a protein of 5069 amino acids. The record is from RefSeq and is a predicted model, not a curated record. The transcript has 102 exons.